ACAAAUGUACGAAUAUCCCAGACUGAAUUCUUGCCCCAGUAAAAGUCCGUCUGAACAGGCUGAGACAUCUGGGUCACACAAAACUACAAAUGUAAGUACCAUUUUAGGAAACCUUUUCCUCAUUGGUUUGGCCGGAGAGGCAAGGAAUGUGUUUACAUUUGUGAAAGCUAGAAGUUGUUGAACUCUGCUCUAUAUCACUGCAGUCCUCCAUGGAUUUAUGUUCUCUUACAGAAUAAGACUUGUUUAUUCUAGAGAAAAGUUUACGGUUUUGUCCGCUGACCACAUGUGACCACAUGUGAUCUUCUAAUACAUGCCUUAAGAGUAAAGACUUAUACUCAGGGUUUCUACUGCCUCUGUACGCAUUACCAGAGAGUUCAGUGAGAGUUUCCACCAUGUUGGAGGCGUUAGUCUGUCUGGUGGGACAGUGGAUCGAUACCAAGGGGGUCCUCCUGUUCCUCUUGGUUCUGUUGGUGACCAAGUACAUCCAUGAUCUGCCGCCUAAGAACUACCCACCAGGCCCCUUCCCCCUGCCUUUUGUUGGGAAUAUGCUGAAUAUCAGCAUCAAGGACCACAUAGGCUCCUUUAAAAAGUUUGUAGAGACCUACGGGGAUGUGACUACACUAGACCUGGGUGGAGGGAACCGCUGUGUGCUCCUCUCAGGUCUCCGAGGCUUUAAGGAAGCCUUUGUGGAUCAGGCCGAUGCCUUCACCGAUCGGCCAUCUUACCCCCUGAACGACAGGAUAAGCAGAGGCUUGGGCCUGAUCUCCUCUAACGGUCACAUGUGGCGGCAGCAGAGGCGCUUUGCCGUGUCCACGCUCAAAUACUUUGGAGUGGGGAAGAAGACUCUGGAGACCUCCAUCCUCCAGGAAAGCCACUUCCUGUGUGAUGUCUACUUGGCAGAGAGAGGCCUGCCCUUUAACCCUGAAGACAUCACCAACAAUGCAGUGGCCAACAUCGUUUGCACCCUGGUGUUUGGUUGUAGGUUUGAAUACAACGACCACCACUUCCAACACAUGCUGAAAUGCUCUGAGGACAUUUUCCAGCUGCCUGCUACCUUCUGUGGACGGAUGUAUAAUCAGUUUCCCAAAUUGCUGCACUAUUUACCUGGGAGGCACCAAUCAGCCUUUAUCAACCUUGGUACCAUAAAGCAGUUUAUCAAGGAGGAAGUAGAGAAACACAAAGAGGACAGGAACCCGUCCAACCCCAGAGACUACAUAGACUGUUACCUGGAAGAGAUAGAGAAGAAUCAGGAUGGGGCGGCUGGCUUCACUGAGGAGAACCUGCUGCACUGCGUGGUGGAUCUGUUUGGUGCCGGGACAGAAACAACGUCCAACACCCUUCUCUGGGCAAUGCUGUACAUGGCCAAGUACCCCGACAUUCAAAAGAAGGUGCAAGCGGAGAUCGAUGAGGUCAUAGGUUCGGCACGCCAGCCCUCAAUGGAUGACCGAGCCGACAUGCCAUAUACCUACGCUGUGAUCCAUGAGAUCCAGAGGUUUGGGAACAUCGUCCCCUUCACGCCUCCCAGAGUGGCCAAUAAGGACACCACCGUGGCGGGCUAUCUAGUGCCCAAGGGAAUGAUGGUGCUUCCAAUGUUAAAACCAAUCCUACAGGACAGAGAUGAGUAUGCAACCCCUAACCAGUUCAAUCCUGGACAUUUCCUGGAUAAAAAUGGAAAAUUUGUCAAAAAAGACCAUUUUAUCCCAUUUUCUAUAGGUAAGAGGAUGUGUCCAGGGGAGCAGCUGGCUAGGAUGGAGCUGUUUCUGUUCUUCACCUUUCUGCUCCAGAGGUUCACCUUCACACCUCCACGGGGCUGGGAGCUGGGCCUGGAGGGCCAGGUGGGCAUCACCAGUGGACCAAAGCCCUUCAAAAUCUGUGCCUUGCCUCGAUGAGACACCUUGGGUGAAUCUCUAUUGUGAUUCAUGAUGACUCCUUGCUGUCCCCAGUCUACCUGGCCAUGCUGCUGCUCCAGUUUCAACUUCCACCUGACUGUGCUGCUGCUCUAGUUUCAACUGUUCUGCCU
Messenger RNA from Oncorhynchus kisutch (coho salmon), 2020 nucleotides. Its product is annotated as cytochrome P450 2J5. Gene Ontology annotation, molecular function: heme binding; oxidoreductase activity, acting on paired donors, with incorporation or reduction of molecular oxygen, reduced flavin or flavoprotein as one donor, and incorporation of one atom of oxygen; iron ion binding. NCBI's taxonomy places the organism in Eukaryota, Metazoa, Chordata, Actinopteri, Salmoniformes, Salmonidae. The record is from RefSeq and is a predicted model, not a curated record. Gene Ontology annotation, cellular component: cytoplasm; intracellular membrane-bounded organelle. The transcript is spliced from 9 exons. Gene Ontology annotation, biological process: xenobiotic metabolic process. The coding region runs from base 393 to 1889 and encodes 498 amino acids.